Messenger RNA from Drosophila guanche, 1012 nucleotides. RefSeq lists its product as uncharacterized. The transcript has a single exon. Bases 70 to 987 code for a protein of 305 amino acids. The record is from RefSeq and is a predicted model, not a curated record. Gene Ontology annotation, cellular component: cAMP-dependent protein kinase complex. Lineage: Eukaryota; Metazoa; Arthropoda; Insecta; Diptera; Drosophilidae. Gene Ontology annotation, molecular function: protein kinase A regulatory subunit binding.
UCCGACUUGAAAAAGUGUACAAAUAAAAUACAUUUCAUUGGAAUAAAAUAUUACCAAAUUAAGCUCAAAAUGGACAACAACCCCGUCUCGGACUCGGAGCUAUUGGACCGCAAAUACUCGCAAGCCUCCAUUCUAUUGAAAUCGCGUCGAUUGAACAAGACUUCGGACAAUGAGCAGUCGGAUGCCUGGGACGCGCGCAUUGUCUCCCCCAUAGUUGAGGUCGGAAGCAUCGCCGAAGCAGUGGCCCAUUGCAAUAAGCCAGUUUGUGAUGACGCCGACAUGCAGUGCAUAAUGGACUUGGUGGACGGCACCCUUUGCGAAGCUCUGACCAUACUGCAGUCCGAUCCCCGGGGACUGUUUUGCUACAAGUUUCCAGGUACACCGAAGAACACAACUGCCAAAGUGCCUACGCUGCUCGAAGUUCAGGUGACGGACACUGUCAACGAGAGAGAGGGCGCUACCACUUUUGCCACAACAGUGGCAAUAAGUGACUAUGGGCCGAGCUCGGGCUCCAGCGGAUUGCUGCGCAAACCGACGACUAUUGGGGCAUUUGAAUACAGCAAUGUACUGUCCGAGAUCCAGGACUUUGUUGGACAGUGGCAGCUGUCGCCGGACACAAAGUGUGCGGUUCUCAGCAACCCCACUCAGCACGAUAUUCCCAUCAAGGGAAAGAUCUACUUCGUCGAUGCACAUUUCUCUCGGCCAACGCCACGCUGUCCCAACCCACUGGCUGUCGCCAAGGUGCGAUUCAUCAUUACCGUCUCAAAGGUCAUGCAGAAGCACUAUCCAGUGAUGAUCACAUACCGCUUUGAGGGCCACAACACUCUGUACUAUGCGGUGGGCGAGCGUUCGCUGAACUCGUUUACUUUUCAAAGAUUCUACAUUGACACCAUUCUGCACACCAAGUUGGCCUUCUACGCUGAGGUCUGCGAAUGCCGACACGGCACUGUCGAGAAGCCCAAAAAGUCCAAGAAGGGCAAGCCCUGAUGCCAAUAAACAUGCUUCGAAAUAC